Molecule: messenger RNA, 2325 nt
Organism: Castor canadensis (American beaver)
Lineage: Eukaryota; Metazoa; Chordata; Mammalia; Rodentia; Castoridae
Source: RefSeq, a predicted model, not a curated record
GGCUGGCAGGGCUGGCAGGGCGCGGCGGGGCAGGCCGGCCGACGCCGCUGUUCCUCGCGGCGGCCCCGGGGAGAGGCGGAGCCGAGGCCCUCCGGAUGGAGAAAAGUCAGUUUCCUGCAUCUGCUGAACCUCAAAAACCCAGGCAGAAAAAAGCUCCAGAGCUUCCUAUUUUGGAGAGGCAGAACUGGCUGAUUCAUCUGCACUAUAUCCGGAAGGAUUAUGAAGCCUGUAAGGCUGUUAUCAAAGAACAGCUUCAGGAGACUCAGGGGUUGUGUGAAUAUGCUCUCUAUGUCCAAGCAUUGAUAUUUCGCCUGGAAGGAAAUAUCCAAGAAUCCUUAGAACUCUUCCAGAAGUGUGCUAUUCUCAGCCCUCAGUGUGUUGAUAAUCUCAAGCAGGUGGCCAGAUCUUUAUUUCUCUUGGGAAAACAUAAAGCUGCCACUGAAGUCUAUAAUGAAGCUGCUAAACUUAACCAGAAAGAUUGGGAGAUCUGCCAUAACCUAGGGGUCUGCUACAUUUAUCUGAAACAGUUCAACAAGGUAAUGUUCUCACCAGAAAACACAGAACUACUCACAACUUUAGGACUGCUGUACUUGCAGCUUGGCGUUUACCAGAAGGCAUUUGAACAUCUUGGAAAUGCACUGACUUAUGACCCUGCCAACUACAAGGCCAUCUUGGCAGCAGGCAGCAUGAUGCAGACCCACGGGGACUUUGACGUUGCCCUCACUAAAUACAGAGUUGCUGCUUGUGCUGUUCCAGAAAGUCCUCCACUUUGGAAUAACAUCGGAAUGUGUUUCUUUGGCAAGAAGAAAUACGUGGCAGCUAUCAGCUGCCUGAAACGAGCCAACUACUUGGCACCCUUCGACUGGAAGAUUCUGUACAACUUGGGCCUUGUCCAUUUGACCAUGCAGCAGUACGCGUCAGCGUUCCACUUCCUCAGCGCAGCCAUCAGCUUCCAGCCAAAGAUGGGGGAGCUCUACAUGCUUCUGGCUGUGGCCCUGACCAAUCUGGAAGAUACAGAGAAUGCCAAGAGAGCCUAUGCAGAAGCCGUCCGCCUGGAUAAGUGUAACCCUUUAGUAAACUUGAACUAUGCUGUACUGCUGUACAACCAGGGUGAAAAGAAGGAUGCCCUGGCCCAGUAUCAGGAGAUGGAGAAGAAGGUCAACUUUCUCAAGGACAAUAGCACUGUGGAGUUUGACUCCGAGAUGGUAGAGAUGGCUCAGAAGUUGGGAGCUGCUCUCCAGGUUGGGGAGGCACUGGUCUGGACUAAACCAGUUAAAGAUCCUAAAUCAAAGCACCGGAGUGCGUCAGCCAGCAAACCCGCCUCUCUCCAGCAGCCUCUGGGCUCUAAUGAAGCUCUAGGACAGGCAAUGUCUUCAGCAGCUGCCUACAGAAAAUUCUCUUCAGGUACCGGAGGAACAUCCCAGCUCACAAAGCCACCAUCCCUCCCUCUGGAGCCAGAGCCCACUGUGGAAGCAAGUCCAACUGAAAUAUCAAGAGAAAAAUAGGAACAACUAAGAGAAAAAUGGCCAAAAUAGGAUGACCCUAGAGUAGGGCGCUCUUGGGCAAGGCCUUUGUACCAGAUUGAGGAAGGUCACGUGAACAGGCAAAGCAAGGCCAGCCCUGUUCCUAGAUUAAGCACCACAGAAUUAAAACAACUUGGGAUGUGUGGUGACAAUCAUGAGGAGCCUAAGACUUAUGCAGCCCUCUGCUGGCCCCACUGUUCAGAAAUAGGGAGAAGGUAGUCUAGACAGGUCCCUUUAAGAAUUGGGAACAGGGCUUGAGUCACUGUGCACAUAGCUCCAAGAGUCAGCAAGGCACAUGGGGCAAAGGCCUUCACUAAUUAAUAAAGGACUUUCAUUUCCCGGCUGACUGAGCCCUUCCUUUGUGCAAGGAAAGACAGACAUGCUCAGAAGCCUCAGUGGUGACAAAGCCCUGACUUGCUGGAAUGAUGUGGUACAUCAGUCCCCAUGGCAAACAUAAACCUUGGAUUCAUAUCCAGUUAAACAAUCUAAAAGAAAAAAAUCAUGAAAAGAGCUCAAAGUCAAGGCCCAAACUGGGAAGUAGCCCAGCCGCAUUUGCCCAAGAGGAAUCUAGAACAAAUCCCUGUAUUUUGUUCUUACGCGAGGUCAGAGUCUAGAGCCUUAUCAUGUCAGUAGGAGCCAAGGGCUGGUCUGGUAUCAGCACCAAGGAUCUAAAGAGGAAAAAAAGGAAAAGCUGCUUAGCCAACGAAUUUUAAUGUAAGACAAUCAAUGAAAAUCACUGACCACAUGUCAUCAAUACAUUGUAUGUCCUUUUAAAGAUUAUGUAUCAUUCUUUUGGGGAAAA